This is a messenger RNA of Camelina sativa (false flax), 691 nucleotides long. RefSeq names its product mitochondrial pyruvate carrier 3. The record is from RefSeq and is a predicted model, not a curated record. Gene Ontology annotation, cellular component: mitochondrial inner membrane. Lineage: Eukaryota; Viridiplantae; Streptophyta; Magnoliopsida; Brassicales; Brassicaceae. Gene Ontology annotation, biological process: pyruvate import into mitochondria.
UUUUUUUUUUUUUUAAUGUUCAUUUGUUUGACUCGCAAUGUUACAUAGAGAAUAUUUCUUCAGAGAAACUUGAGCAAACUUAUUAUUACAGAGAAAAAAUCCGAUGGCAACUUCGAAGCUUCAAGCUCUAUGGAAUCAUCCAGCUGGACCUAAAACGAUUCAUUUUUGGGCGCCGACGUUCAAAUGGGGUAUAAGCAUUGCCAACAUUGCAGACUUUCAGAAACCUCCAGAGACACUUUCAUACCCUCAACAAUUUGUGAUCACAGGAACUGGACUUAUUUGGUCACGUUACAGUACUGUAAUCACUCCGAAAAAUUGGAAUCUCUUUAGUGUUAGUCUUGGUAUGGCGGCAACAGGCAUAUACCAACUUACUCGUAAAAUAAAGCAUGAUUAUGCAUCUGAAGCAGAUCCUACUGUUGCAAAAGAAUGAUGAAGAUACCCAUCUUUUCUUGUGAUCUUGCAGAUUCAUUCCAAGAUAACCAAAUCUGUUUGGGGUUAUAUAGAUUGUUUAGUGUGACUACUAUGAUUGUAAUACUAUUCCACACUUUUCUACAACCAUUUGCACCCGAAGCAUAGUUGCCAAUUAGGUCCAUCUCGAAAAAUGUAUACUUAUAGUUGGACCGGACCGCAAAGUUUUAUUCAUACAUUUGCAGUCUGAGCCACUGUAGUAAUAACUUCGAAUUUACACAAA